GUGCAUGUUAUCAUCCAAACAAACGAAACGAAAGGAAUUUGGACAUUAUAGUUUUAAUGGACGUGAAACAUUUAAAUCCUUAAUUUGAUAUUCUUUUUUAGUUGUGUGUGAUUGCUUGUGAUUUAGUUUCUAAGGCCUAAAAGAAUGGCGACCAAACAAAAUAAAUCGACAGAGAGGCUGAUUGUUGACUAUGAUGAACAUGAUGAAAGUACAGACGAGGAGCUGCUUGGAACAUCUGCGGAUGUGUUCCAGCCACUUUCCAUCAAUUCAAACCCGAACGAUAUUGAACAGCGUCCACUAUUCAUUCAUCAACGUCCUCAACAAACGGAGUCAAUAUAUGAAAGCUUAGAUUACGAUAUCUGUGAAAAUGUGUUGUACAAAUCCGAACAGAAAAAUCGCGACAAAUCGUUCACAACCAAAAAGGAUUUCGCGCGAUGGAUGGUUUUUAUUCUAAUUGGCGUUUUGACUGGAAUCACAGCGUGCAUAAUUGAUAUAGCGAUCGAGAUUAUAUCCGGUUACAAAUAUAAUUUUCUUAAGAAUUCUGUUGACUAUAACAUCCUCAGUGGAGAUCUGUACGCUCCAUAUUUGUUUUAUGUUCUUACAAAUAUCAUACCGGCUACAUUCGGGUCAAUUUUGGUGGCAUAUGUUGAACCAAUUGCUGCUGGCAGUGGAAUUCCACUAGUCAAAUGUUAUCUGAAUGGAGUUAAAGUGCCAAGAAUUGUCCGCUUUAAAACUCUAAUAGUCAAAGUGGUCGGAGUUAUAUCCUCAGUUACUGGAGGAAUGGUUGGAGGAAAGGAAGGUCCGAUGAUCCAUGCUGGUUCAGUGAUUGCGGCUGGCAUUUCUCAAGGCAAAAGCACAACAUUUCGUCGGGAUUUCGGAAUAUUUCGUUACUUUAGAGACGAUCACGAGAAACGAGACUUCGUUGUCGGCGGAGCUUCGGCUGGCGUCGCAGCAGCCUUCGGUGCUCCGUUAGGUGGAGUUUUAUUCGCCUUGGAAGAAGCAGCGAGCUACUGGAAUCAAGCGCUGAUAUGGAAAGCGUUAAUAGCGUCAAUUAUUAGUUCAUUUACGUUGAAUGUUAUAUUGUCAUGGUACCACGAUUUGAAAACGUUUUCGUAUCCCGGUCUGUUUAAUUUGGGUCAAUUCGAACCAUUACCGUACGAGUAUUUCGAAAUUCCAAUAUUCGUCACGAUGGGCAUGUUUGGUGGUUUGAUCGGAGCUCUAUGGAAUUCAGUGAACAUCAAAUUGACCAUCCUUCGUUCAAGGUACAUAACAACAAAAUGGGGCAGAGUUCUAGAAGUGGUGAUUGCUGCAGCUGUAACAGCCACUGUGGCAUGUUGUAUGAUGUUUACCAUGAACGAUUGUCGUCCGCUCGGACUAGAUCCAACGCCUUAUCCUGUCCAACUGUUUUGUGAAGACAACGAAUAUAAUGCAGUGGCCGCUCUAUGGUUUCAAACACCGGAAGCAACUGUGAAAUCGUUGUUCCACGAUCCAUCCGGUUCGCACAAGAUCAUAUCAUUGGUUUUAUUCGUCGUCGUAUACUAUCCACUGUCAUGCAUAACAUAUGGACUGAGCAUAUCGGCGGGAUUAUUCAUACCAAUGCUAUUGAUUGGUGCUGCGUGGGGCAGAUUGGUGUCCAUGUCGUUGAAUGCAUUCUUUCCAUAUUGGAGUUUUAUUCAUCCUGGUAAAUAUGCGCUGAUUGGAGCCGCUGCAAAUUUAGGUGGUGUCGUUCGAAUGACGUUGAGUUUAACGGUAAUUUUAAUUGAGAGCACGGGGAACAUAUCAUUUGCUCUGCCGCUGAUCAUAACAUUGAUUUCUGCUAAAUGGAUGGGCGACUAUUUCAACGAGGGAAUCUACGACACAAAUAUUGAAGUAGCAAAAGUGCCCAUGUUACCGUGGUACGCGAGAAAAUCAGCGGAAGGAUUACAAAUUCGUCAAAUCAUGAACAGUCCACCGGUCUGCAUUCGAAUGAAGGAGAGUACGAGUCGCAUUGUUCACAUUCUGAAAACAUAUUCGUACAACGGAUUUCCGGUUGUUGACGAGAUUGAAACAGAAGAUGGUAUAUCAACUGGUCGUCUACGCGGAUUUAUAUUGCGUUCGCAAUUGGUUGUUAUCCUAAAGAACAGUUUCUACGAAGAGAAUCAGGAACGCUGGAUCGAUGAUGUAUCUAUUGACGAUUUUCGCGACGAAUAUCCACGUUAUCCGUCCAUAGACAAAAUCGAAAUCAAAGACUCGAAAUCCGACUACACCAUCAAUUCGGAAAUGUUUAUGAAUCCGUCACCGUACACCGUGCCGGAAAUAUCGACCGUUCCACGUACAUUUCAAAUGUUCCGCUGUUUAGCCCUACGACAUCUGAUCGUGGUGGAUUCAAAUAAUCGUGUCAGCGGGCUGAUUACACGAAAAGAUUUUGUUCACAAUGCACCGCAGUAAGAUGAUAUUUUAAUGGAGUGGACGAUCUCAGAAUAUUUUUUUUAUUUGUGUUAAUGAAUUUAUGCAUAAUAAAAACCGCAAGGAAAUUUUUUAA
This is a messenger RNA of Bradysia coprophila, 2521 nucleotides long. It is a transcript of the gene ClC-b, whose product is annotated as chloride channel protein 7. Lineage: Eukaryota; Metazoa; Arthropoda; Insecta; Diptera; Sciaridae. Gene Ontology annotation, molecular function: chloride transmembrane transporter activity. Gene Ontology annotation, biological process: chloride transport; transmembrane transport. The record is from RefSeq and is a predicted model, not a curated record. Gene Ontology annotation, cellular component: lysosomal membrane; intracellular membrane-bounded organelle.